Molecule: messenger RNA, 486 nt
Organism: Gavialis gangeticus (Gharial)
Lineage: Eukaryota; Metazoa; Chordata; Crocodylia; Gavialidae
Gene: GKN2
Product: gastrokine 2
Exons: 5
Coding region: 1-486 (161 amino acids)
Biological process (GO): regulation of cell population proliferation
Source: RefSeq, a predicted model, not a curated record
AUGAACAUGCUUGCUGCACUAAUUGCUGUGUUGGGAGUCUUCUGGACCCAGGCAGCUGCAUAUCACAUCUACAGCAUUACAGCACCUGGCCAUGACUAUGUCCUGCAAACUGUGACUAUCGACAAUGAAAGGGAUCUUGCAGACAUCCAUGUCCGUAACGGGCUGGGCUCCUCUGACACCAUUUUUGACUACAAACAUGGAUACAUUGCAAUGAGGGUGUUUUCCCGGAGGGCCUGCUUUAUUAUGAAGAUGGAGAAAGGAUAUACCCUAACACUGGAAGAGAUCGGACGUCUUGCUUAUGAGAGAGAGAUGAUGACCAAAAUGUUUUCCCCCACAUACUGGUGGGUCCAAUAUGAACCUGCUGAUUCUAUAAUUGCUGAACUGAAGGAGUGGUUUCUGUAUGGCGAUGCUAUUGAGGGGCUCUGCAAGGGUGUGCCUCUUUAUGAAGUCCACAAGGUUGAAAGUGAGUACCAUGAAUCAAACUGA